Chenopodium quinoa (quinoa) is the source of this 1469-nucleotide messenger RNA. Its product is annotated as NAC domain-containing protein 82-like. The transcript has 2 exons. Gene Ontology annotation, biological process: regulation of DNA-templated transcription. Gene Ontology annotation, molecular function: DNA binding. NCBI's taxonomy places the organism in Eukaryota, Viridiplantae, Streptophyta, Magnoliopsida, Caryophyllales, Amaranthaceae. The record is from RefSeq and is a predicted model, not a curated record. Bases 326 to 1372 code for a protein of 348 amino acids.
UGAAUUAGAUCUGACGGUCGUAAACAACCGCGUCAUUAAUUUUUUUUUUCCUAUAUAAGCAUUCAUUUGUUUUUCCCUGCAACUCAUUCUCUCUCCUCCAUUGAAGCGCGAAUUUUGAAUUCAUCAUACAUUUUUUUCUCUCUCCUCCAUUGAAAUAGCUUCUGAAAUCUCAUGUCUUUUGUCAAUCGGGGGAGAAUAAGUUUGUGGAUUCUUGUGUUUCAUCGUUGGCGGUUGGUUUCGUAAUUCGUAGUUUUUGGUGUUGACUAGUUAGUUGAUCAUCCUUUGAUCAUUCAAAGUUUCUGGGAGAAUUUGCUGGUGCUGAAUCAUGAAAGGAUCAUUAGGUGUUAAGUCUUUUCCACCGGGGGUUCGAUUUCAGCCAACGAACGAGGAGUUGGUCAUGUAUUACCUGAAGAGGAAGGUUCUGGGUAAAUCUCUGAGUCGUCCUCAGAUGAUUUCUGAGCUUGAUGUGUAUAAGUUUGAACCCUGGGAUCUUCCUGAGAUGGCAUGUCUUAAGACUAAGGAUCGAUAUUGGUAUUUCUUCUGCCCUCGGUCAAAGAAAUACCCUUCUGGAAAUAGAAGUAACAGGGUUGCUAACAAGGGUUAUUGGAAAUCGACUGGAGUGGACAAGGAGGUAAAGUAUAAAGAACGGUGUGUGGGAAAGAUCAAGCAUUUGGUAUUCCACAGUGGAAAGUCUCCGAAUGGGGCAAGAACUAAUUGGGUGAUGCAUGAAUAUGUUUUGAAUGAUACAUUGCUUGCUGACAAAGGCGUGCCCCAGGAUUCAUAUGCAAUCUGUAAAAUCUUUGAAAAGAGUGGUGCAGGACCAAAGAAUGGAGAAGAAUAUGGGGCUCGUUUUGUGGAAGAAGAGUGGGACAGUGACACUGAUGAUAAUGUGCAGGAGAGAACCCCUGGUCUAGUGUCCUGUGAUAUGAGUUUUGGGUGUGUUGGUACUGACUUCACCUCUGUUGCUGCUACUGCUGCUCCUGAUAUGCAUUAUCCAAGCACCCCUGCUGUUAUGGGUACUCCAAACAUCGCUGCUACAACUUCAAACACCAGUACUGUAAUGGGUAUUCCAUACACCGCUGCUACAACUUCAAGCACCACUACUGCUGUUAUGAGUGUUCCUUACCUUGCUGCUCCAACUUCAAGCACCACUACUUCUACAGGUACCCCAUACAUCUCUGCUACAACUCCCUUGGAUGUGCCUAUUGCUGCUCCUUUAUCCUUGGAUGUAUCAGAAGAAGACGAGGUGGACAGACUUCUGCAGCAUUUUACCGAUGAUGCAGAAGAUUUCGAGGACAUUUUUCAAGGAUUAGAGGAUUUAGACAACUCGUUCAUUGAAAUGAACGAUCUUAUUAGGCAUACGAAAAACUGAAGUAGUAUACAAAAGCUACAUUAUUGUCAAAUCUAUACAAUGCAAUCCAAAAUAACACGAGCUGUACCUUUGACAAGAUAUGUUUCGAUUUUUUUCU